Eimeria maxima is the source of this 1146-nucleotide messenger RNA. RefSeq names its product endonuclease/exonuclease/phosphatase domain-containing protein, putative. Lineage: Eukaryota; Apicomplexa; Conoidasida; Eucoccidiorida; Eimeriidae. Bases 1 to 1146 code for a protein of 381 amino acids. The transcript has 10 exons. The record is from RefSeq and is a predicted model, not a curated record. Gene Ontology annotation, biological process: G protein-coupled receptor signaling pathway; response to pheromone.
AUGGAUGUGACGGCAUACAAUACAGCAUUAUCAGCAGCAGGAGGAGGACCAUCACUUACUGCUGCUGCUGCUCUUGCUGCUGCUGCUUCUGUGCUGCUGCUGCCUCUUGCUGCUGAUGGUAAGAAAGUAUUUGGUAUAGCAAGGGGAGGCAAAUUUGCGCCAGUUGGCGAUUUUUGUUUUUCCGUCCCUCCCGGCAUGACGGGUGCAUUAGUAGCAGAGACGAUGCUACAAGAAGAAGGACAUGAGCUAUUAAUACAUUCAAAGUCUGCAGCAGAAGAAUACAAGAAAGCAUCAAUUAAUGCCGGACUUUCUUUUGAUGUACAAGAAGAAGAAGGAGGAGAAGGAGGAGGAGGAGGAGGAGGAGGAGGAGGAGAUAAAUCAUUAAUUAAUACCUGUAAUGCCCUACAUAAUAAUGCUAGGGUUAGAGAAACAUUAGCUGGUCUUUCAAAGGAAGAACUAAGCAGAGGGGCACCGCCUGCAUUCUUCGAGCUCAAUUUAGCUGUUGAUUCAAGCAUGGACGGACAAGAGAUGACUGCCUGGAUAACGCGUUGCGCAGAGGGUCAGACUUUAAAUGCCGCUUAUUCAGUAACAUUUCUAAACCCUGGAGGGUUUUUUACUCGCCAAUUCUCUUGCCAGGAUCAAGGCCUGCUGCAGCUAUACAUGGUGAUGUCCUUCUUAGCCAUAGCCAUCUGUGCGAGCAGCUACCGGGUGUAUAAGCAGCAGCAGCGGCAGACAUCCCCUCUUGCUGCUGCAGCAACUUGCUGCUGCUGCAUCCUAGGAACAUCUAUAGUGCUACAGACCUUCCACUUGAUUGUAUACGCUGCGCUAUCGAUGGUUGCAUUAGGCGUUGUUGCUGCUGCCUUGAUGAGUUUAUUAGGGGGGACCUUCUUCCCUGAUGAAUUAAACCCUGCUUCUCUUUAUACAACUGUCUGGGCUCUGCCCCUCCACAUCAUCACCGGCGUCGCUUCAGGUCAGCAGCAGCAGCAACAGCAGCAGCAACACCAACAGAAGCAUAUUGAUUAUGGUGUUAUCUUUGUUAAAUGCGGAGGCGGCAAGUUUACCCGUACAAAGGAAUACAUUCCUUCGUUUGUGUUUCUGGGGGACGACGUUUGUUUUAUCUCCUCUUUUUGUCAUUUGUUUUCUUAG